Messenger RNA from Onychostoma macrolepis, 5339 nucleotides. Its product is annotated as sterile alpha motif domain-containing protein 9-like. Lineage: Eukaryota; Metazoa; Chordata; Actinopteri; Cypriniformes; Cyprinidae. The transcript has a single exon. Gene Ontology annotation, cellular component: cytoplasm. The record is from RefSeq and is a predicted model, not a curated record. Bases 2036 to 3091 code for a protein of 351 amino acids.
UAAAGGUAGCAAAUCAUUUCAAUAGAUUUUUUACUACGGUUGCAGAAAAAUUGGUAAAUGAACUACCAGCACAAAUUGGUAUAUUUAAUGAUAAAUUAGUUAAGGAGUAUUAUGUUAAAUGUGGUAUUAUGCCGGGAGGUUUUUUGUUCACUAAAGUAAAGGAGAGUAACGUUUUUAAGAAAUUGAUAAAUCUUAAAAGUAGUAAAGCAACAGGGUUAGAUUCUAUUCCAGUGAAGUUUUUAAAGGAUUCAGCCAAUUUUAUUUCUCCAAUGGUUACCCAUAUUAUAAAUCUUUCAAUUUGUCAAGGUAAGGUUCCUGAUGAGUUUAAACAAGCAAGAGUUAUUCCUCUUUUUAAAAAAGGUAGUAGGUUUGAGUGUAAUAAUUAUAGGCCGGUGUCAAUUCUGAGUGUUUUAUCAAAGGUGAUGGAAAAGAUUAUUUUUGAGCAGAUUGAAGACUAUCUUCUUAAACAUAAUAUUUUGUAUGAGUUUCAAUCUGGUUUUAGGAGAAAACACUCUACUGAGACAACUAUUUUAUAUUUAACAGAUUAUAUAAGGAAAGAGAUGGAUAAAGGGAAGUUAAGUGGGAUGGUACUGUUAGAUCUGCAAAAAGCGUUUGACAGUUGAUCACAGUAUUCUGCUUUUAAAAGUAAAAGCGAUGGGUUUCAGUAAUAUGGCCUGUAAAUGGAUUAAGUCUUACCUUGAAAAUAGGUAAGGUGUUUUCGGAUUGUUUGACUAUUUCAUAUGGGGUUCCGCAAGGGAGUGUAUUAGGUCCUUUACUUUUUAUAUUAUAUAUUAAUGAUUUAAAAAUGGCCUGUUCAAAUAAACUUUUAUUAUAUGCAGAUGAUGCAGCAAUAAUUGUGUCUCAUGAGAGGAAGGAAGAUAUUGAAAUAGAAUUAAGUAGAGAAAUUCAAGGGGUCUCCAAGUGGUUUUGUCAUAAUAAACUGUCUUUACAUUUGGGGAAAACUGAAGUUAUAUUAUUUGGCUCGGCUGUUAAAUUGAAUAAAAGUUUUGGACUAGAGGUAAAGGUUGGAGAUCAAAUUAUUACACCUAAACGAGAAGUAAAAUAUUUGGGUUGUGUGUUGGAUAGUAAUUUGACUGGAGAAAAGAUGGCUGUUUUAGCUCACUCUAAAAUUUGUAAUCGAAUAAAAUUUUUAGCAAGACAGGCUUUUUUAGAUACUGAAACUUUAAAAAUGUUGGCUGGUGCAUUAGUGCAGUCACACUUUGAUUAUGUUUUAGUUUUUUGGUAUAGCGGCAUUUCAAAGAAAUUAAAAAAUAAAUUGCAGACUGCUCAAAAUAAGUUGUGUAGGGUUAUUUUGAAAGUACAUCCACUGAUGCAUUUGCGAGAUGAACAUUAUAAGAAAAUUAGUUUUUUAAAAGUCGAAAAAAUAGUAACUUUUUUAAAACUACUGAUGGUGUUUAAGAUAUUAAAGAAAAUGGUUCCAAAGUAUCUGUUAGAUUAUUAUGUAUUUGUAAGAGAGGUUCAUUGUCAUUCUACAAGGGCGAGUAGUAAUGAUAUUUAUCCUUGUAGGUUUAGGAGUGAAAUGGGAAGAAAGUAUUUUUUAUAUACUAGCUCGGUUGCGUGGAAUAAAUUACCUGGGUGUAUCCAAGAGAUACAAGUUGAUAGUAGUUUUAGAAGGGAAGUUAAAAAAUGGUUAUUUUAUCAUUGAUGUUUUGGAGUUUAUAUGGUGAGUUUCUGAACUUGAUGUGGAUUGCAUUCCAUUUAUGAUUUGUUCAUCCAUUUUUUAAUAUAGAGGACCACAAUGGAAAUAAGCCGAAGGCUUUUUUGUGUAUUUUAUCCUCGACAGUUUUGAAAUGUGUAUGAACUAGUCUUUUUGGACUUUUUUGUAUUAUGUUUUACAUUUUGUCAAAUAAUAAACAAACAAACAAACAAACAAGACAAACAGCUACACGAUGAGAACUUUUAUAAGGGAGGGAAGGCGUCUUGGUGGAACUUCUACUACUCUGAACAGCCUGGCUCAGCGUCAGUCAUCAAACGUGACAAGUUAGACUACAUUGUAGACGCUAUUAUUCCAAAUAUGUUGAAUCAGAAGAGAGCUUGUGUGUUUUUCAACAUCUUCCAUGCUCAAGGCUGGGGUGGCACUACAUUAGCCAUGCAUGUUCUGUGGACACUCAAGGAGAAAUUCCGCUGUGCAGUGCUGAAAGACACAACAGAUGAUUUUACUACUGCAGCCAAACAGGUAGUGGAGCUACUAACAUAUGAGACAAAAGAGCAACCUACACGACUUCCCGUUUUGCUCAUGACUGAUCACUUCCAAGACAUUCGCAAUGUACUAACACUCCAACAUCAGAUUGAGGACGAAUGUUUGAACCAGUACAUUUUUUCAAAAUCUCCACAAGUCAUUAUUGUCAACUGCAUGAGAGUUGACUCCUGUGAACCAACUGAAGGAACUGGUGAUGCAGUUUGCCUUCCACACUAUUUAUCUGAGAGGGAACUGGAACUAUUUAGGGAAAAGCUGGAGGAGUUUAAGAAGAACAACAAAAGCACCGAAACAUUUUAUGUGUCCAUGGUUGUGAAAAACUUUUCAUCUGACUAUAUUCAGGGUGUUGUGAAAAAUACCCUGAAGGACUUCAACUUUCAACACAAGCAUGCUCAACUUUUUGCUGUUCUUGUCCUCUUGCAUGUCUACUCCAAGAACGCAUUGCUGUCGGUCUCUACAUGUGAAGAGUUUCUUGGUCUGCAAACAGGAGCUGAAUCGUGUAGGGUUGAAGAUGCAUUUGAGAAGUUGUCCUCUCUUUUGAAAAGAUGCACAGUUUUUUCCAAAGUGACCUUUGAAGUCAUGAGGGUGAUUCACCCAAGUGUUGCUCAUCACUGUUUGGAAGAGCUUUCCGCUUCUCACGGAGUGACAAAAGCACAAAUUGCUAACCUUCUGCUCACAACCGACUUAUUUUAUGAGAACACUCUGGAAAAACAAAAAUUCAUGCAGCAUGUUAAAGACAUGUUGAUGAAGAGCCAAUAUUCAGCCAAGCAUGACAACGUUUUUUCACGUCUUAUCCAAGAUAUAAUGAAGGAGACCCCAGGGAUGGAAGACACUGUUCUACUCAAUGCAGCAGAGUGCCUCAGAGAAAAAUAAGCGAUAUUCCAGCUCCUUGCCAGGUACUAUUACACCAAAAAACAGGAAAAAGACAACAAUGAUCCCAUCAAGCCAGAUAGUCUUGACAGGUUUCUUAAUUGGCUGGCCAACUUGGUGAACGUCAAACUGCAACUAAAGUCAUAGAAAUACUGCUAAAUAUACCACUUAAGGCAUGUCUUACUCACACCAAUUGGCUUACUCAUGUCUUGUGGCGUAAAAUUGCCAUUGAGGAUUUGUCAAGAAAUAACCCUGAACUCAAGCAAUAUUGUGAUGUAUUGCAGAGACAUGAGCGCAUUCUUCUUCAACUAAAAGACAAAAUGAAGCAGUCAUCUUAUUUCUAUUUUCUGCUGACAAAGACAAACAAAACGACCUGACAAAGUGCAAGGUUUCCAGUUACUUUCAGCAAUAUACUGAACUCUUUUGUGGAAAAAAAAAGUGAACUGGACAAGAAUAAGGACGUGUUUUCAGUCCAAUUUUCAGAAGACAGUUACGCAAAGAAUCUGACACAAGUGUAACAUUUUUUAUAGUUUUUUCAAUGAAUGGACCAGUUGCACUUGACAUAAAUGGAGGCAAAUGGAUCAAAUCUAAUGGAUCAGACUGGUGACCUAAUGCAUGGACAAAAGCCCUGUAGUUGUUCUUAGACAUUAUUUUAGUUUGCCUCAUUAACAUAUCUUACACACUUUAAUAUAAACAAACAUUUUAAUCAUUAGUGUUGCAUGUUUUUGGGCUGUGCUUUAGCAGAAAUGCCUGAUUGUGCUUGAUUUGAAUUUUAUAAAACCAAUGGUGUGAUUUUUGUAAUGGGAGAGGUUUUGAAUGGGAUUUUGGUUAAAUCCCUUAAAUAAGCUCCGUGGUUCACACAGGCUUGUUUUAUAUAGCACACCCGGUGAGAUCAGUCUGAAGAUCUGGGCUGAGUUUGGAGUCUGUAGAGUUAAAGCUCUAGGAGGAGUUAGAGUUGAUAGUUUAGUCUCAGAAGAAUAAUAAUAAUAAGUUUAAGAUGGAUUUCAGUAAAUUGGCUUUCUCAAGCCAACUUAAUAAUAACUAGAUAAAAAAGUUUGUGAACAAACUUUGAAGUUGGCUUAAGAAAGUCUGACCUAUUAGAAGUAGUUUUAAAAGCUUUUAGUUUGAAGGUGUUCAGUUAAAGAAGUCUGAAGUUAAUAAACAGUAGUUUGUACAGCUUGAAGCUGAAUAUUUUAAGGUCAUGCAGUCUAUCACAUAGAUAGCUACAGGUUGGAUAGAAGUUUGAAGGCUUUCAGUUUGAAAUUAUUGCAGCCUUGGUGAUCAUAAGAGUCUUAAAAAGCAGUACAAAUUAAGGUUUGUGUUCUUUAAUUCAUCUGUGUCAUAGUGAGGUAUAAAUACAGACAGCAUUAGUGAUUGUGCAAUGAAAAAGUAAAAACAAUUUCAAUAAAUUUGAAGAACAACAAAUGUAUUUAUUAAAUCAAGUGAACAUAAAUGGGCUUAUGCACACAAAUAAGUAACAAUGUCAAAUAAUUAUAACUAUUAUACAAGUGUGUGUGUAUGUAUAUAUGACUAUAAAACUGUGACUACAACAAAUCUGAUUCAUUGAACUGAUGAUGACUGAUCACUCUGCUGUUCGUAUGCUAACUACUCGUUUAUUUACAUGUUUUAUAAUCAUUUUCAGUGGCAACUCCAUGAUUAUGUCAUAUGUUGCCACUAUAAUGUUGAGAAGGCACAAGGAAGAUCUCAUCAUCUGCAGUAAGGUGACAGUUGUUCUCAAUUUCCGUCACUCCCACAACUUCAACUUCCUGUUCGACAGGUUCAACCUCCUCAAUCUGGAUGAAACAAAACAAACAAACAAACAAAAAAAAACAUUAAAAAUCUUUGUAUUGAAUUGACUAUUUGUAUUUCACUGUGUGUGUGCGCGCAUUUCUGUGAAAAGUCAGGACAUAGAUUUGUAUAAUGACAAAGGUAUGACAGGUAUUACAAGGUGAAGGUGACAUCUCAGGACAUUGACCCAUGUCCCCGCUUUUCAAAACGCUUAUAAAUCACUCAGAAUUAGUUUUUUUGGGGAAAGUUGAAAUGCACAGUCUCCUGUAAGGGGUAGGUUUAGGUGUAGGGUUGGUGUAGGGCAAUAGCACAUACAGUAAGUACACUAUAAAAACCAUUACGCCUAUGGGAUGUCCCCACUUUUCACAAAAACAUACGUGUGUGUGUGUGUGUCUGUGUGCUAGUGAGUGUGUGUGUGUGUGUGUGUGUUACUAAUUAUCACAUAUUUACACAUAACAGACAG